GGGAUUGGCGUUGUGUUUAAGGGCCAUAAAUUAAAUAAAAAUUGAAACAGAGGAUCAUCAAGACCAAUUAGGGGUCCACGAGAAAAAAGUUUGAGAAUCUCUGGAUUAGAUCAUAAAUUCCAUUUAUAAAUAGUGUUAUGUUAACGAACUUCAAUUGUAGAAUAAAAUGGCAGAUGGUUUUGUUCGGCCACUUCGCUGUAAUGUCGUGUUUCCUGAUGCGCCAACAAUAAGGUAAUUGUAACUCAGAUGCUGUGGGUUGUCCGACACGUAGAGACCGUAGGUCACAAGAUGUGUAAAUAAAGAUACGGGAAUAAAAGAGAAAUAUAGUAUAAAAUUAAAAAAAGAGUCGUGAUCGAUCUUAGCUGGUAGGUGAAUCAUGCGAGUGGAAAUACCGGAUUGCAAGCGGUGUUGUUGUUUUGUACCUUUGAGAUACGGGAUUAUCGUUCUUGGAUAUCUUAAUUUGAUAUUCGCUCUGCUGGUAGUGAGUUUGGAGACAUGGCUGGCCGUGGGGGACUCGAGCAAGCUCACGAUGAGCAUGUACAGAGGCCUCUCAUUCUAUACUCAGAUGUGGCUGCCCGUGUUCCUCUAUACACUGGAGAUCGUUUUCAACAUCAUUCUGCUCAUUGGAGCUCAUUUGAAAAAGAAGAGUCUCCUUCGCAUCUACUACUACUACGGAAUAACAACAACAUUAGCUUCUUUCUUCACAUUAUUCGUGGUGAAACAUCGACAGAUACACCAUGACUUUGAGAACACCAUCAUCGAUCUAUCAUUCGUCUUCUGCGGCUUUGCUUUACAGAUCUAUCUGCUUCUCCUGAUUAGAACUGAACUAAAGAAGCUACGAAGUGCACAAUUGAGUUUUAUAAACCACGUAUCAGAAGUUAUGGUGGACGCAUCCCAUAGCGGACAUGGAAGAAAUCCUUUAUAAAUUAUUCUUAUUAUUUUCUACUACUUAUAUCCUUAAAUGGUUAUUUAGAUAGUUGUUUAGAGUAGAUUUAGAGCGCGCGCAUACCGUUGACAAAACUAUCGCACAAUUGUUUAGUCUCGCUUUGAUUCUAUGAGCUUAUA
Papilio polytes (common Mormon) is the source of this 1065-nucleotide messenger RNA. RefSeq lists its product as uncharacterized. The record is from RefSeq and is a predicted model, not a curated record. The transcript has 4 exons. Bases 377 to 925 code for a protein of 182 amino acids. Lineage: Eukaryota; Metazoa; Arthropoda; Insecta; Lepidoptera; Papilionidae.